Messenger RNA from Pocillopora damicornis (cauliflower coral), 1301 nucleotides. RefSeq names its product phosphorylated adapter RNA export protein. Gene Ontology annotation, biological process: snRNA export from nucleus. Lineage: Eukaryota; Metazoa; Cnidaria; Anthozoa; Scleractinia; Pocilloporidae. The record is from RefSeq and is a predicted model, not a curated record.
ACAACAUGGCGGGUGAUCGAAAAAGCGAGCAAGAACGUUUCGAAGAAGAAAUAGAUUUAGAGGUUACCUUCAAUGAGUUCGACGAUGAAUUUUCAGAGUAUAGUGAGAGAAAAUUAGACGAAACUGAGGAAAACGGCCGAAAAGACUCAAAACAAGGGGAAUAUCCAAACAACAUAUUUUUUAACGACGCUUGUAAUCUUCAAAAUGAAACUGUCAAAACACAUAGCGUUACAAAUGGAAACCACGCCGAAAAUGUGCUAAAUAUGGCAAGGUCAGAAGAAGGCGAAGUUUUUAGUUCGAGUGAAGACGAAGGUGGAGAGAAAAUGGAUUUUGAUGAGGAACUAGACAAUGACCUGAAAGCAGUCACUACGGCGAAUUUCACGUCUGGUGGAAGUAAAAUCCAAGGAACAAUUGAAACAACCACUUUUAAGUUUUUACCUCCUGAUUCAGGUGAAGGAGAGGGAAGUAAAAUAGAAACUGCAUCGCAAGAGUUAAUAAAAGAUACGGUUAGGAGUGUUGAUGUAACAGAGAGAGAAAUACUUUCAAUGGAAUCUGAUAAUUCAGUGGAUGAUCAGAGUUGGAAGAGACAUAAACGGGCCAGAUUGGAACUGGAAAGCCAAGAGAAUUCUGUGGAGAGGAAAAGAGAGGGAAAAAGGAGGUAAAAAGAAACGGAAAAGACCUGUUGGUAACCAUUAUGAUGGAGGACGGCAUCAUAGAAGUGAUACCCAGGAGGACCCAAAGUUAGGGAAUUUGUUUCAGCCCUUAAAAGUUACUGCAGAAGAUUCUGAAGAGGUUGUUGCUAAAGAAAUAGCAUGGAAACUAAAUGAAACAAAAACAAAUCUCAUUCAGCGAGUUGUCAGUUGCAUUGGUUGUGAAAAAGCACUCAAGCUGUUUAGAGACACAAAAGAGGUUCAACUGCAUGGAGGGAUGUGGACAAAGGACAAUCAGCGAAGGCGUACAAGUGGAGGGGUAUUUUUGGCGAUUCUUAAAGAUAGAUACGUCUCUAAAGAACAAAACAAGUGGAUUUUCGCGGUUGAAAACGAGAUCAAUAAAAAGAAAGCAAAAGAACAACAGCAAAGACUCAAAGAAGUUCAAAGGAAAGAUAUAGAGGACUUGAGAAUGAAGUUAAAACAAAAAGAUCAGGAGUAACUCUCGGUGUAAAGUCUUAUCUGAGAGAAAUGAGCGAGAAGCCGCCUAAAUUUUUGAAUAUGUGUACAGCCACUUCAAAUGAUUUGACGUACUGUGAGGACAUGUAAGAUGAUAGCAAAACGAUUAAAAAUGAGGUGAACUUAUUGUUGGCA